GUUACCUCCUGUUAUUCAUCACUGCUGUCACUUUGUUUUGGUUCGGCGGUAAGAAAACACCACAGUCUUCGAAAACCGGAGCUUAAAGACACACUAAAUGGAUUAAAUCUGAAUGGCGAAAAAGAUUGCGUGGGAGAUGGUUUCUUUGUGGCGCUGAUAGCUUGACUGUAGUACUACAAGUCUCCGUAAAACAGCUGAGGAGUACAGGUUGCAAUCGGCUGAGAGGAGGGAUAUAUUGAUUGAUUGUUAAAGGAAUUGUCAGACCAUUCUCCAGUACAUUACUAACAGACCACCUCCCCACCGUCAGACAGACAAACCCUGUAUGGCUCCGGCACAGACAGACAGAGCCGGUCACCCUAUGUCUAAUUGAUCCAAAACAUCACUUGAUCACAAGGAGACGCACAGAUUUGGACAACACACUGCAAGAACAUUUAUACCAUUACUGCAAUAAGACAACAAGCCAAGAGUCAAAAUUUCCAAUAAGACAACAAGCCAAGAGUCAAAAUUUCAUCACAGAUGAAAAAUCUCAACAAUUGGAUGUAUUUUAUCAAAGGAUAUGUGAUUUGAAAAUCAGCUGAUGGAUUAUUUUAGGAUCUAAGUUGCACGUAACUGGAUUUCUGGGAUAUUUCUUAUAAGCCAGUGCAGUUUGUUAUCUAGGAAUUAACACUGACAUAUUCUGAUGGGAAAUGAAAAGGUGUUACUCCAGGAAAUUUUACUUCAUAUUACAGAUGCAUGAUGACAAAAUCAACUGUAUACACAAAACAGUAAAAUCAAUCAACAAGCUGUGAUUUCUGUUGGAGGAAAAAAUAUUGGAUUGUAGAAUUGUCGCUGAUAUCGGAGUAGGAAUUCUGAAAGCAAACUGCAUUUAGUCACCAUAGCAAACGUGGCGUGAUCGCCUGGCUAUUUUUGUGCUGUAUUUAUUAAAACCAGGAAAUAAUUGAGCUGUUCGCUUUCUAAAGAGCUACCAGCGUGCGUUACAGCUGGACUCUGUAAUGAUGAAGAAUUUAUCUGGCAGAAACUGAUGCCGUUGUCUUUAGAACGCAAGCUUAUGACAUCACAAGCCUCAUCAAAUUCUGCAUCUUGGAUUGUAGCUCCCAGGACGACAGUGGUUGCAGCUGCUGAAUCGAGGCCCAGGUCAAAAAGGUCAAGCCACACUCCAGAACAUCAGGCUCAGGCCUCACCCCAUACUGUCAGAGUCUAUAUUGAAAUAGCUGGAGGUGUCUCACGCAUUGCCUUGUAACUCCGUAUAUGAUGUCAUCUACUCUAGUUGAGACUGUGUCCAUUAAUUAUGAAGACUUUAACGAUAGUUUCCUGACGUGUGGGACGUGCCUGUGUGUGUACGACCACCUCGAAUGUUCACCCAAGCUCCUCCAGUGUUCCCAUACAGUGUGUAAAAGCUGUCUACAGCGUAUAGUCGAGGCUCAGCUCACAGACACAGGCUACUUCCGAUGUCCAAUCUGUCGUGAACACAUCGGAAUUCCCAGAGGAGGAGUGGCAUCGUUUCCGCCAAGUUUCAUCGUCAAUCAACUUCUGGACCUUAUGUCCCAACAACGGCGCGACGUGAUACCGAAAUGUUCCACCCAUCCCCAGCAGGAACUGUUGUUUUGUGAAACCUGCGAUUCCGUGUUCUGCACGCAAUGUGCAGGUGGAGAGCACAAUGGGAGAGGAGCAAGCGAGCACACUGUGAUACCAUUUUCAAUUGCAAUCAAAAGAAUGUCAGAGAUUUUGCUGUAUAAGGCUCAUCUUUGUAUUAAAAACUUAAACCAUGCUUAUGACAAUGUCUCGUCAGAGAUGCAAAGUCUCGAAUCAUCUGUAGAAAAAACUGUAGAAUUUAUCAACCGUUCCUUCCAAGAUCUCAUUGCCUCUGUCGAUAAGCGGCGACAUGAAUGCUUACAAAAGGUUCGCAAAGUCCGUGAGGAUAAGCGAAAGAUUCUCCGAGAACAACUUGAUUUAAUCCAGACUGAAAAAGAGAAAGUUCAAGCAGAAUGUGAUGGACUUCAAUACCAGGUGGAGGUAAGGAACAUUACCAAAAAAAUUGGUGAUUUAAACGAAAAGUUAGACUCAACAACAUCCCUAUCGGAACCAAGAGAAAACUCUUUCAUUAAAUACGAAUUCAAACACAACAGCGCGCAUAAAGACAUCACGAAAGGUCUGACAGAGUUCGGUAAAAUCAAAGUAAGCACCACAUUCCCAUCCCUCUGUACCGGAAAAGUCGGUGAAGCAAUCACCCAUUUGAAGUCGUCAGUCAAGGUGACAACUGUUGAUUACCAUGGCAACCCAAGAACCAGUGGUGCCGAUCCUGUUACCUCAGAGGUGCGAACGGAUCGUGGUGAACUCGUGGAGUCAAAGAUCAGAGAUCAUGAGAAUGGAACCUAUGAAGUGCAAUAUGUGCCACCAAAAGCUGGCAAGAUCAAGGUAUUUGUCAGUAUCUUCAAUCGUCCAAUCAGAGGAAGCCCUUUUGUGAUAGAUGUUUCGGAGCAUAAAGAUCCUGUGUGGAAAUUUGGAUCUCGAGGAUCAGGUGAUGAAAAGUUUGUGCAGCCUGUCCGAGUGGUCACGCAAAAGGCUGGAAACAUUUAUGUUCUUGACACGGGUAACAGUCGUAUCAAGGUGAUUGGUCCAAAGGGCGACUUUGUAGGACAUCUAGGCCCCCUUGGCCUUGAGAAUCAAAGUGGAACAGGACUGUCUCUCACACCCGACGGUAACCUCGCUCUGGUAAACUGGAGGACAAAGUACAUUACUGUGGUAACCAAAGAUGGAGAACUAGUCAAGAAGUUCAGUAACCCUGAUUUUGUCGAACCGAUAGACAUUGCAGUUAACAGCAAGGGAGAGUUCAUUGUCGCUGAUAACGGUGCCAACAAGGUCUUCAUAUUCGAUGGCAACGGAAAACUCAACACCACCUUUGGAGGUAAAGGGGAUAAAGAAGGACAAUUUAAACUAAUGUGUGCGGUUGCUGUAGGCAAAUGUGAUGAAAUUCUAGUCGCUGACCAUAGAGUACAAGUCUUCAGUAAGGAUGGGAAGUUCUCCAGGGUCAUUCCAGACCAAAGCAAGGGUCAGUUUGGUGGACUCAAUGUAGAUGCUGGAGGCUUCAUCCUCGCUACAAAAACAGAAAAGGGAAAAAGCUUCGUCCAAGUACUCAACUCGAGCGGGAAGCUGCAAUUCUGUAUCGAUAGUUUCCAUGACAAGCUUAGGCGUCCAAGCGGCCUAGCAACAACCUCCGACCAUCAUGUAUAUGUCGUUGACCUUGGCAACGACUGUCUGAAGAAGUACAGAUACAAGUAAUACAGGUUGCAGUUGUAGUGAACCUAGUCAUGUCAUCUCCAGCCAAGUCAUGGCACCCCCACACUCAAAUGGACUGCUCUGUCUGAUAGAAAUUAUACACUCUGUGAAGUAACUUGUGACAACAGUGGGACUGGAUCAAAGCAAAGAAGGAGAAACUAUAGUGACAUUUUAAUGUUUUCAUGGAAACCCAGCUAAGAUUUGCAGCUAUAGUUUCUCGACUUGUUUCAUGUGAACCAACUGAAGGUUAGCAGGAGUAGAACACUAGAUGUUACAUGUUGGUUACUACUGCAAACAAGUUGAAACCCGAGUACCACAGGCAACCACAAUCAUAACCAGUGUUACCACUGGCAACCACAUCAUAACCAGUGUUACCACUGGCAACCACACCAUAACCUCACUUACUACUGGCACCCAUGCCAUAACCUCUGUUACCACUGGCAACCACAUCAUAACUUCUGUUACCACUGGCAACCACAUCAUAAUCUGUGUUACCACUGGCAACCAUGAUGUAACCUUUGCUACCAUUGGCAACCACAUUUAACAUUGUGUACAACACCCAACUACACUGUAGCCAUAGUAACAACUACAGCAACCAUAUUGUAAAACUGGUUACUGCUGGUAAUGUGCUGUAUACAAAAUUCCAAGUAUUAAGAGCUAAAGGAUGCUGAAAUCCAUCAUUCCAGAAUUCAAGGGAUCUGCUUUCAUUGUAUUUAUGAAAUGUGAACAUCACUGUUAUAUAUAUAUAUAUAUUCCAGUUCUACCUACACAAAUCUUAGAGAGAGCACCUGUUAACAUCAUGUCUGUGUCACUGUACAAAGGGAAAGCACUCUAAAUACAGGCCUAGUUAAUUUUAAAUGUUAUUUCGUCAUUUGUUCAAAUGGCUGAGACUGCUAUUUGGCAGAGUAUUACAACUCAUUUGAUUUGUUGUAACAGCAGAGAUUACUGAGGUAUACAAAACAUUUUAGGAACAGCUUUUUCAGGAAGAAGAAUACUUUUUAUACUGGCGGCAAAAGAUUAUUUUUUUUCUUUCCCCCCCCCCCCCCCCUCCCUUUUUCUUACAAAUUUUUCAAACAUUUAGUUUAACAAACAACUGGAUAUCGUAUAAUCGUAUAGUUGUAAUACUUUGAGCCCAUUCCAUAAAAAAAAAAAACCAUCAGGAAAUGUUUAAUGUUCAUGUACCGUUGAAAAGUCAUACAAAUUUGUCGCCAAUUCCUUACCGUAGUAACACUCAAUCAGCAUAUGCGUCGUAUGUAAAGUAAUUAUCCUGUUUGCAAUGCACAUCAUCUUGAUUUUCUAUUAAGCGAUAUUUCUAGAUACUUUUAUCAGGAAAAAAGUACUUUAUAGAAAACAAUUAGCUACCAUCUGUACAGGACCCGGCUGUAUUUCUGGGUAACCGUCCAUACCUCUCUUGCACAUUUUAAGUCAGGUUCUAACAUAGAAUUUAUUUCAACACAAUUUUUAAAUAUGUCGAGUUUUGUCCUGUUUUCAUCUGGUGGUUACACGAGAAUGUAGAUGUUUUGAUAAUUAUGAAAAUUUCGCAGUGUGGAGAUUGUUACUUUGGUCUGUAACUGUUACUUCCUUGGAAAGGUUUUUAGUACUGUUGGAUUCGUAGCAUCACCUUACCAUGAAAAUCACAAAUAUUGACAUCAGCCAGUAUAAAGUAAUAGAAUGUAUAUUGUAUACUUUAACCUCUUCACCCCUAUGUAAUUUUAGUAGACUCUACCUUACAUUGAUCUGGAUGAGUCCAUGAUGGUCUACAGUGGUGAAAGGGCUAAACUAUGUCUUUGAAAACCAACGAUCCUCUUCUCGAUAUCUGUAUGUUCUUUACACCCUCGGAAUAUGUCAACAAGAUUGAACGCUCUUUAUGCGCCACCUUGCGGGUCAUAAGAAUGGACUAUUCAAGAAACUGUUACGAAAUCAUUCAUACCUUUGAUCUCUUAGACAGAUUAUCAAUGGAAUUGUGUGGCAACAUAACAGAAAAAAAUAUCGCCUUGAUUUUGAUGUAAAAUAUGUACAAUGUAGGUACUUUGUAAUCUUCAAAUGAUGCAUUGGUAACAGCAUCACAAUUUGUCAGUUGUUUAUGUCUUAAACCUUUCACCCCUAGGUAACUUGAGUAGAAUCUACCAUACAUUCAUCUGAAUGAGUCCAUUAUAUUCUCCAGUGGUGAGAGGGUUAAACCAAUGAAAAUGGCUGACAGUGAGCCGUCAAUUUUGUCAUAAUUUCUUCCAAGGGGUGCUGAAAAGAUAUGUUUAUCAAAAGAGGAACUCUUUUAGUUAGAAGACCACCAAACUAUUCCAGCGAAUUAUUCACAUUACAACACUCCAUAUCACACAUCAUCCCUGUUGUGUACUCUAUGUGGGCGCGUCACUGUCAUUGUAAGGUUGUGCCAUAAUUAUAAGUCUUCAGAGUAAGCAAAUGCUAUUAUGCAUGUAUAUUAAAUUAUUGUGUUCAUAUGAGCCUGAAGUCAAAAUAACAGCCAUUUCAUAUGCAAGGGUUGAACUGCUGGAGCCCGAACGUCAUAUCAUGAUGUAACUUAUAAGCAUUUGUCAGUACAUUUUGUGAGUGAUUUGUCAAAUUUUUUCGCUUCAUUUUAGAAAAAGCUACAUUUCGUAUUUCAACAAAGGAGCAGGGAAUAGGAUUUUUUCACGAUUAAUAUAUCGGUCCGCAUCAGUGUGUGUCCAUUUUUGAUCCAAAUAAUCCCGAAUUAGACUUUGGUUUGGUGAUAGAUCAACUCUACUAAAUCAUUACUGUGAUUUUGUAUUCUCAAGACAUUUGAAACAAUUUUACAAAAAAAAUCUUUCUGGUAAUUAUUGCAAAAAUUUCUCCUGAAAUGUAAGUGCUUUAAAAUAUUUCCUUUUUCUCUGUGAAAAAGUGUCAUCCAUAAAUGUAAUGUUGAAUUAUUUGACAUUUAGUUGUCAUUGCUGUAGGUUAAAAAGAUUAUGUUUGAUAUUUAUUUAUAUGUCAUUUUCAUGGUGAACAUUGUGAAUUCAAGUAUCCAGCAAAAAAUAAUUUAAUAUCUAGAAUGUGUCGGAGAAACAUGUUAAUCGAAGUCCUCACAAAUACGACCAGAUAGAUAACAUGCAAAAAUGUAAGUUUUCUUCGCAUCUAAGUUAAUAUUAUUUUAUAUGUUGACAGAAAUUAUAUUUUAGCAAUGUGUGAAACAAUUUAAUUAAAAUAAUGAUGGCUAAACCAGGACCAUUGAAUGCACAUUUAGUACAGUAUAUAGAAGUUGGAAGUUGAAUUUUUUUUGAAGAAUGUUAUAUUAUUUCGUAAUUUUUUAUUUGCAAUAACAUGACAAUUGGAUGGCAAAACAUUUGCAUUGAAGAUUCAGAGAGCGUAAACGAUGGAACAGUAAGUAUUUAGAAGGGGGCCCAUGCCAAAGACAAUAUUUUCGCUGAUCAUCUUGUGUAUUCAUUGCACAGAUAUGUUUGUAUGUCAAUCUGUCAAACAAGGAAAAGGAACGUGGUAUCUUCAUCAUCAAGUUGUUCAUUGGCUUAGUAUGAUGUACAUUUUUUAUCUGCAACAUUUUAAUAUUUUUAAACUUUUAAAAAUUAACAUGAAAAGUAUAACUACAUCUUAUAAGGAUAAUUAUAGCAAAGGGCAAGCAACUUCAAGGCAUGAUAUUUUUAUUUCAUCAAAUUGGCCAAAGAAUAUUUUGCAAACAUACCAGCGGUAGUUGUUUCAGUGGUACUGUCAUUGUGUUUGAGUGCUUUUCGUGCUUAUUUGAACAAUAAUAAAUUAUGAUAAACAUGAAAACAAAUUUAUGUUAAUUUAAAAAUUGGUAAAUGAUGGUGAACACUUAAAAUCAUGAUGCAUAGCAAUAUAAAAAUGCGCCGACAAUAGAUAAUUCUUUUAAUUGCUGGAUAACCAAACUUCGUGGUAGUGAAGUGGAAACUAAAACAACAAAACAAACUCUGAGAUACAUGUAACUCGUAACGUUUUAUUUGAACAACUAGGCCCAAGGGUUAAUUGCUGAGGGUAGGUUUUCCUUCCCGAGGGUUAGCUGACCUUACCCAGUGUGUGUUGUGAAGUAACAGAUAUGCAGUAUGUUUUUUUCGGUGACAUUUUAUAAUGUUAGUGGUGUAUGCUUUAGAUUUGCAGUUAAAAACUGAUUUGCUGUUCAGAGUAAAAACUUUUAUUAUCUUUCGUUUCUAUUUUUUGGUGUUCUUUUGAAAGUGUGGAAUUUUUUAUUGUCGGGGAAAAUAAACAAAGAUAUUGUUUUGCCUGCAUCAGGUAAUGCGUUAAGAAGGGGGAGUACAUUUGUGUGAAAACAUACAGGAACCAUGCCCUGUCAGUUUGUUAUUGAGGCAAGCAAGUAUACAUGUACUGUCAAUUCAGCAAGUUACUCCGCUAAAAUGGAGGAUAACCGCAAAAAUGUGAUUAUGGUCAGUUUUAGUGUACAUGCUUACAUCAGUCCAGAAAAUGUGAGAAUUCUUGAAAGUUGAUGACGUGCUGAAUACCCCGAAAAUUUAUUAGUAUAUUUGAUAACCAAAUGGUCUGUCUGCAGUAAGAUGAUUCUACUGUGUAAGGGAGUGCUGUGAAAUUGUUGUUCACUGACUACACAGGAAUAGGAUGGAAAGUGUGCAUUAUCAUCCGACAUACUAUGGUCCAAGGGGAAUAAGUCAUAUAAUUCAAGACUAUUUCAUUAUUUCAAUAUGCUUCUGGUCUUUCUUUUCAUUUUAUAUCAACCUGUCUAUAAGGGUCAUCUGCCUAUGAAGAGUUUUGAUUUUCCCUUUGGGUGGUCUUUAUAGAUGGUUUUGUCUGUUCUAAAAGAUAGUGAAUGUAAAAGUUAAGUUAUCCAAAGAACCAUUUGUGGUAAGGUGCAGCAUUGAACGACAGGCACGGCGAGCCUUGUGUUGGAGAUUGUGUGUUGUUUACACUUUGUGUAGGUAUGUGUUUGUGUAGAGUAAAAGAAUUAACAGCAUUUUAAAGUCAACAUAAAUAUAUAUAUUCAUGUAUAGCAUUAUCAUUUCUGUCAUUUUAUGCAUUACAUACACUGGUAAUUUAUGAUUUCAUUGAAAUUUGAAGUAAAAAAAUCUUAGUUUG
Mizuhopecten yessoensis (Yesso scallop) is the source of this 8325-nucleotide messenger RNA. RefSeq names its product tripartite motif-containing protein 2-like. The transcript is spliced from 7 exons. Gene Ontology annotation, molecular function: zinc ion binding; protein binding. Lineage: Eukaryota; Metazoa; Mollusca; Bivalvia; Pectinida; Pectinidae. Bases 1249 to 3279 code for a protein of 676 amino acids. The record is from RefSeq and is a predicted model, not a curated record.